Dissoconium aciculare CBS 342.82 is the source of this 1509-nucleotide messenger RNA. RefSeq lists its product as uncharacterized. The record is from RefSeq and is a predicted model, not a curated record. Gene Ontology annotation, biological process: autophagy of mitochondrion; activation of protein kinase activity; autophagosome assembly. Gene Ontology annotation, molecular function: molecular adaptor activity; protein kinase activator activity. Lineage: Eukaryota; Fungi; Ascomycota; Dothideomycetes; Mycosphaerellales; Dissoconiaceae. The transcript has 2 exons. Bases 1 to 1440 code for a protein of 479 amino acids. Gene Ontology annotation, cellular component: Atg1/ULK1 kinase complex; phagophore assembly site.
AUGAGCUCCUCCGAAGCUUCAUCCUCACAGGGCUCGCCGUCUCCGCAGACAUCACCCGUUGCGAGUCUUCACGAAGCGCAGGCGAGAGCUCCGAACCUAGGACAGCUCGUUGGCUAUUUCGUGGCGGCGAAACGCUCACUGGAGGCAUCCGGCCAUGUUUAUCGUGCCACCGAACUCGUCAACAGCUCGCGUACGCUUAUCGAGGACAUCGCUGUGCUAAACGCAAAGAAUUCGUAUGCUUCACGAGCGCUUGACGAGCAGCUAAAUACCUUGCGCGCCAUCGAGGAUGUCGUUGUCGAGGAGGCUGACCGAGUCUCAAACGAGUUCAAUGCUACGCUUGCCAGCUUAGAUGAUGCUGACCGCCGCCUCCAGCAGACGUUGGAUGCCCUUCGCCAGACCGUAGUGGAUGUGAAGUUAUCUCAAAGACAGCAAACUCGGCUCAAAUCACUUUUGGACUUCAUAGACGAAACUACACAUGGACAACUGCGUACCUCUCUAUAUGCUUUGAUUGACGCGUACCACCACGCUCGCAAUGAGGUGGAACAGAGCCUGGUGUCUUAUGGAGAGUCAGUAAAGCGACUGAACGCUCUCCUCGCCGAUCCACCUCAGCUUCCAGAUAAGCCUACCAUUUACGAUGAGCCGCCUCCCACAAUUCCACAAUUAUUUCGUAAUCUUGAAUCCCACGCUUCGGAGAUUGCCUCACUGUUGUACAACCUCGUCAGUCAUUAUGACCUUUGCGUGACGGCGCUGAAGCAUACAGAGGGCGGCGGCGAAGCGGCCAGACUUGCUGUACAAGCGGCUGACGGGCUUGCAAAAGACGAAGCCACCGCAGGUAGAACGGAGGAAAGUCUCUAUAGCAAGACUACACCUGAACCGAUCUCCCUCGAGGAGAGGUUGGAAAUGCUCGUGGUUUUGGAGAAUGACGCCUUGGAAGUUGCGGACGUCACACAGGAGAUAAAAGACCUCGCAUCUGCCAUGGAAUCUCAAUAUUCGCAGCUGACUAGGCAUGCUCAGCAAGCUCGCACACGGCACGAUGUUCUUCGUCAUCUGCUCUCUCGGUUGCACCUCUUUCAUGUCGAAGUGCUUCCGGUACAUGUCCAGCUCAACCGCGUAUUUAUCUCGCAGACUUGGUCAGAGCUGCACGCCAAUCUGCAGAGCAAAACAUCAGAGCUGGUCGACCUUUGUACUUUUUACGAGUCCUUCCUGUCCGGAUAUGCCGCCCUGUUGGAGGAAGUCCGUCGACGAGCGACCAGCGAAGCUCAGAUGCGGCAGACUGCAGAAAGGGCCCGGAGAGAGCUGACGAAGCUAUUUGAGGCGGAGCGCAUCGCUCGAGAGACCUUUAUGGCUGACGUGGGAGAGUAUCUCCCGCGUGACAUAUGGGACGGAUUGGAGGAAGAAGUGCGGAGAUGGGAGGUGAAGAGAGCGGAGCGGAGCAAGUGAAUGCCCUUUUCGGUCCGUUUCGGAGAAUAUGCAACGGUUUACCUCAAUGUCUAAGCACAAGAUAUGUUC